This is a messenger RNA of Rhipicephalus microplus (southern cattle tick), 2527 nucleotides long. Its product is annotated as Poly(ADP-ribose) glycohydrolase. Gene Ontology annotation, molecular function: poly(ADP-ribose) glycohydrolase activity. Gene Ontology annotation, biological process: carbohydrate metabolic process; ATP generation from poly-ADP-D-ribose; nucleotide-sugar metabolic process. Gene Ontology annotation, cellular component: nucleus; cytoplasm. NCBI's taxonomy places the organism in Eukaryota, Metazoa, Arthropoda, Arachnida, Ixodida, Ixodidae. The record is from RefSeq and is a predicted model, not a curated record.
UACAACAGCCCAAAGGGACAGUUUCCGUUCUCUGUUCUGUGACCACAUGCCCAUCGACUACGUUGUUGAGUGCGCGCGCUUGCGUUUUUUGCUUAUAAUCGUUCAAGGAGGUGCGUCAUAGUGGCAGAAAACACAUGUAGUCAGCACAAGUCGCUCGUUAAAAACCGCUGAUUCUUUCGUGGGCCUCAGUAACGUGCGUAACAGGUACUUCGCGAUCGAGGCCUUGGAAUAUUUGGGAGUACUACAACUGGUCCGUGAGAAGCGCUUUUGCACAGCGCAGGUGCGAAACCUGGCGCUGAUCAUGUCCUGAAGCAAGAUGAGCGAUGGCGUAGGACCCAGCAAGAAGCGCUUUAAGCAAUCCAAACUGGACUGGUUUGUUUUCGAAACGCUGGAAAAACAUCCGUCGUCCAAUGAGGCACAAACAAAUUCACGAAAACAGUCAAGUCCUGGGAAAACCAUGCAGUCCUCAGAUGUCCAAAGCAGUACAGAGGCUGCGAAGGAUUCGCCGGAUGUGGAAACCAAGUUCAAUGCGCACGACUUGGAAGAUGUCAACUCAUCACAAGAACUGUUCCCCGAGUUUGAUGCUGUUGAUCCUCAAGAAUCGAAGUUAGCUUCUUGUUCAGAAGAAACGGCUCUUAACGCAAGUGAUAUGCCAUGUGAGAGUGCCGAACACUGUGAAGAAGAACAUUAUUCUUCAGAAACCGACAGUCCGGACGACAGUACAACACCUGAGAGCUGUGAAGCUACGCCAAGCUCGCAGCACUCGUCAGGGUCUGAGGAAAGUAUUCCUAGUUACAAUGCCAUCCCGGAAACCUUCAGGCGCAUGCCACAUUGUGAAACCCAUUUCCCACCUAUGAGCCGUAAUCACACGAUUCUCUGCAAGGUUGUGCGGAGUGAAAACGGUGAUGUAAAGCCAUGCCCCCUAAUACCAUACCCAGCUGUUCCUGUUGACAAGUGGGAUGGUGUGCACGUCCGGAUGCCAUGUUCUCCUCAGAGCAAGUACCCUCUCGAACAAGGAAGCAAUGGAAUUACAAAACUUGGGAGCCGAUGGGAGCUGAUCGAAAACACACUGUUGGGGCCUAUCAAUGACUCUUACAGCCUUGUGAAAGCCAUUCGCCAGUACAAUGGACGGAUUUCUCCCAUUUGGAACUUCAAGUGCCUUCACAAGUUCUUUAACGAGGAACUAGAUCCCAGAGAGUCCGAGAGUUUCUUCAAUGUGCUGCUGCCCAAAAUAAUUGCCUUAGCUCUUCGCCUUCCAGCACUAAUUACUCAUCCAAUUCCCCUUCUCAGACAGGGUGACGAGCAGUUGCUGUCGAUGAGUCAACUGCAAGUUGGUUGCCUUUUGGCAAAUGCAUUCUUGUGCACGUUUCCAAGAAGAAAUACAUUUAAAGGCAACUCGGAGUACGUUAAUUACCCCGACAUCAAUUUCACUAGGUUAUUUUCUGGACCUUACGACGAAGCUCGGAAGAUGGAGAAGCUGAAGUGCAUCGUUAAUUACUUCCGAAGAAUUACGAAGCAAGAGCCUACUGGGAUGCUGACAUUUCACAGGAAGUGUCUGACUGAGCCCUAUGAGUGGAGCAGUUCUGAACACAAGCUGGGAAAUCUUUUUGUGUCCGAGUCGGGGUUCAUUGAACGCGAGGGGCAGGGCAUGCUGCAGGUUGACUUCGCAAACAAGUUCAUUGGUGGAGGUGUGUUGGGUGGCGGUUGCGUGCAAGAAGAGAUCCGGUUCAUGAUGUGCCCCGAGCUGAUCGUGUCUCGAUUGUUUACCGAAGCUCUUGGAUCUAGGGAAGUCCUUGUCAUUACUGGUGCAGAGCAGUUCAAUGCUACUUGUGGGUAUGCUGACAAAUUCACGUGGAAGGAUGAUUUCAAAGAUGACAUUCCAAGGGACCCUUGGGAGAGGAGAUACACAGAGGUGGUCGCCAUGGACGCACUUUGUUUUGCAAAGUCCCAGGAGCAGUACAAACCCAAGCACAUUAGGAGGGAACUGAACAAGGCAUAUUGCGGUUUCUUCAGUCCACCGAAGAUACCUCGCACACAGCGUGCAGCCAUUGCCACGGGAAACUGGGGCUGUGGUGCCUUUGGUGGUGACCCACAGUUGAAGGCACUUAUUCAGCUUAUGGCAGCAUCCGUUGCAGGCCGGGACCUCGUGUACUUUACCUUUGGUGAUAAGCAGCUGUGUCUAAGACUGCGGGCAGCGUAUCAUUUACUCACCAACUGUCAGAUGACUGUGGGUGGCCUUUAUGAGCUUCUGGUACAGUACAGCCAACACCAGCCACCACAAGCAGGAAUGGGCAAAUUCCGCCUUUUCGAAUAUCUGCGCCGCAGCUGUGCCCUUUAGAUGUGGGUACGUGUUGUGAAACCAGGCCUGGCAGUGCAUUGUUUGAAAAACGCACUCCUACAGCUGCUGUCAGCCACUUGGUGAUUCUGGGCUUUCUCAUUUUGGGCCUUUCCACCAUGAUUCUUUGUUUUUAUGUGUGCAUUCGAGUCUGCGUAGUGUUUGUAAAUAAAUGUUUUCAUUGAAGCUUUU